AUUCAUUAAAUCCACUGCCUUGGAAGUUGAAGUACCAGAAGAACUAACAGAAGCUGGUCGUUAUGAAGCACGUUUCAUUGGCAAUGACAUUGAUAGUGAAUUGGAUAUUAUUGAAGAAAAGCAUGCUUCCACAUUGAAACGCAAGAAGUUGAAGAAAUUGAUCAUCCCCCUGUUGUUGGUAUUGAAAAUCUUCAAGCUGAAAUUGCUGCUCUUCUUGCCUUUCAUUUUGGGCAUUGUUGGCCUUAAGAAAGUUCUCAGUUUGGCUGCCAUUAUUCUACCCGGUGUAUUUGCCUACUUCAAAUUCUGUCGUCCUCCUGGUGCUCAUCAAGGUGGUGGUCUAUUCUCUGGUUUAUUUGCUGGCAAGGAAUCAUUUACCCAAUAUUCGCCUCAGGGUGUUGGUCCAGCUACCUACUAUCAUCAUCAUGAUCAUUAUGAACAUGGUGGCUAUAGACCAGAACCACAAUUCUCUAAACCUUAUGGUGAUUAUUAUAGUAAAAAUUAUCAAGAUAGUGGUUCGGCUAAUACCGUCAGCUUUGGUAAUACUGCUCAAGAUGCUGCUUAUUCCGGUUAUUAUGGCAGAAGUACUGGCAAAGAUAUUGAAAGUACACAAAAGAGUUAA
Messenger RNA from Musca vetustissima, 619 nucleotides. RefSeq lists its product as uncharacterized. The transcript has 2 exons. The annotation marks the transcript as partial. NCBI's taxonomy places the organism in Eukaryota, Metazoa, Arthropoda, Insecta, Diptera, Muscidae. The record is from RefSeq and is a predicted model, not a curated record.